Molecule: messenger RNA, 1296 nt
Organism: Salvia splendens (bonfire salvia)
Lineage: Eukaryota; Viridiplantae; Streptophyta; Magnoliopsida; Lamiales; Lamiaceae
Exons: 9
Source: RefSeq, a predicted model, not a curated record
UUUCUUACCAUAGCUCAAAAAAAUGCAGAUACUACUCGUAUAGAGCUUUUAUUGAUUUUGGAUUUCCAGAUAUUUUCAUUUCCCGUGAGACAUUCGGAUGGUCUCCAGCAGAAGGAAAAUUGCAUAUGGUUGGUGAUUAUUUUAGUCAGUCUGAGUGGGAGGUGAUUAAUGAGGUACUGGGCCCAAAUUCCCGACAUCUAUUUGAGGUUUAUGCUCUCAAGCUCAGUAAUGAUUACCAAAAGUUGAACUUUGAGAAUACGUUUGAAGAUAUCAUGGACCUGUAUCUGGCAUACCUGCAAGUAAGCGUUGUAAAUCCAGCCAUGGAAAAAGCAUUAUUGCUCCUGGAAAAGUUUGCUGUUGAUGCACAAAAUGGGAAAAUCCCGGAGGAUACAUUACGAGUUGGUGCUCCUUGGAGGCAUCCCCCUAAAACAGAUAUAGCAGUGUGGGCAAAAAUUCAACUAAUGGACUUCAUUCAGUCUCUAGUGAAUGCAGGAUUUGCGGUUAAUUACUUUGCUGACUGGAGCCUCGAGUUCUUGGAGGAUCCAGCUGCUGAUGCACUGCUACAGGUUGGUUUGUUGUACACCCAACGUGAUCCAUCCUAUAUUCGCCCCGUCAGCCGUGGGAUCCAGAGGUGCCUUGUUAGAUGGCUUGUUCAAGAACGGCUAAAUCUGAGCUUAAAACAUUCCUUUCACUUCCAGUGGCAGCGUGUUAUAAGAGGCCGUAGCUAUCGGCACUUGUUGAAACAAGUUGGAGUGAAAUAGUAUAUAGCGCAUCGGGCUGUUCUUGUAUAUGGCCUAGUUAGUGAAAAACGCGCCACUCCAUGAAAUUAAGUGAUUCUAUUUCAGGCAACACAGCAGCAAUAGUUCGUCUCAUGGUUCAGAGUACUCUUCUGCCAUCAAAACUACACAGUAAGUCAUCGUUUACUAAUACCUUGUGCUACAUCUUUUAUCCGAAUCAGGAUUCUUCUUAUAAACAAAUAGAGCAUUGUAUAUUUUCUUUGCCUUCAGCUUCUGCUUAAAACCAACUAUCUAUUUUGCUGCUGUCUGUCUUCCUGCCAAUCACGUGGAACUCUACCUUGUUAUCUGUUUGCUGCUAAUAAUCAUGCGUUGUUCGUUUUCAAAAAUUGAAAACAGAAGAAAAAGGUGCCGAAGUUGCAAGAAUCAAUAUAGACUCACAAGAUUGAUAGCUUAGAGUUUGUGUUCUGUAAAUAGCUAUGAUACUGACUUGCAGUUUCCUUUCUGCUGCAGUUGCACGAAUUUUGUUUAUGGAAGUGAAGAUCCAAUUUUUGAGAGUCAA